AUGUCUCCACAAAAGCACUCGCAAUGCCAUCAACUCGACGCCGAUGCUCGUGAAAUUAUACAAUGUAUUAAUGAUGGUCAUAGAGUAUUUGUUCUGCUCCGUGGAGUUACAGGAUCUGGAAAAACCACCUUAGCCCAGCGACUUGUGGAAGCAGCGAACACCUCCAACCAAACCAGCACCAUUAUUUCGGAAGAUACUGUUGGAAGUAAGCAGCUUACAAAAACAGUGCGCCAAUCAUUCGAAGACGAUGUUUAUUUGGUUGUAGUUGAUGCAGAGAAUGUGGAACGAAAUGUCGUUAAAAAAUUGGCUGAUUUGGCUGUUAAGAGUUAUUUCGAGUGUUUCGUAACGGAACCAGAUACUGAGUGGAGGCACGAUGCAAGCGAGUGUAAAAUACGAAGUAGUCGAGGGGAAGGAGUCGAGUCGAUUGAAAGAAAGAUUGAACAGAUUAAAAAUUCACCAAUCGAUUGGGAGUGCAUUAUCCCCGGAGCAAACGUGACGAUAGGAAACUCGCUUUCUGAAGACACUCCUCCCACUCCUCCAACAAGUUCAAUGGGUUCAUCAAACAGUUUAUUGAACGUUUCAACGACUUCUACUCGUCAAUUAUUCUCAAUGGUUCCGGAAAAGAAGAAGAAGCGAUCAGUUAAAACAGUCAGCACUUACGUCACAAAUGAAUGCAUUGUGCUCGAGCUUGCUGGUCUCAUAGAAACUUCAGGAUUAUAUGGUUAUUCGUUAAAGUUAGAAGAAGAAGUCGAAGAAAAACAAAGCAAAGAUGUCAAGAUUGUAAAUAAAAAAACAGAAACUGAAGAAGUGAUUUUUGCUAGUGGCGGUCGAACUAUCUUCAGACCCGAGAUGACUUUAUUAACUGGAACGGAAGAAGAGAUCCAAUUCUCAUCGCUCCGUAGUAUUUUCCCAGAAACAGAUCUUUUUGUUCUUCGUCAUUUUCUUCAAAUUUUCGGUUAUUCCGAAGCGGUUGCUUUUUUCAAGGCGACUACAGAAGAUACAGUUCUUCCGAUCCUGCCUACAGAUGACCGAAUUCUUUUGGAGGAACUGGAUGCGAUGGAAAGUUUCACUAUAUCGAAUAUGACCAUAGAAGAAGAAAUAGAAGCGAGACGGUCUGAAAGAGAAGCAUUGCGAUUCGUAGAAGAUAUAGACACUGAAAAUGAUGAACAAAUUGCUCGUAUUCUUCACAAUGAGUUCAAUGGAGAAGAUUAUCAACUUCAGAAUACUGAUGAUUACGACAUCGCUCGUCUUAUACAAAAUUUUUCAACAACUGACAUCGAUUAUAUCCGUCAGCUGUACGAAAUCUGGGCAAAUAAUUAUGAGAAUACUUACCAGUGCCUAAUUGAAAAUGGAGCUGAACGUACAGAGCCUCUCAUGAAAGGAAAACAAACGUUUAGUCAAACACUUUCUUCCGCAAGCCCGAUUCGUCGUGAUCCCCCAAAGAAAUCUCAAAAAGAGGAGAAAAACCACUUUUUGAAAGCUGCUUCGCAAAAAACACAUCACCUUCUACAAGACGUCCAGCUAGAAGCUUUGAAAUCUCGGCAGCAAAUUGAAAAGAAUCGGUUUUCGCAGAAUUCAUACUGUCCAACAACUUCUUCUAGAUACAGUAAAACUGUUAUGAUGAGUCGAGUAGAACGACUGAAAGAAGGCGUAUCAGCUCAAGUGAAAGACAUCGAUAGAAAAAUCAAAGAAGCUCACAACAAUCCAUGGAAUCUUGAUUUGCAUUACAUGUCUGUUGAUGGAGCCGUAGAACUAGUCCUUGAGGCGAUAGAAGCAGUUCGAUAUCAUGUUAAAUAUACUAAUAAAAGAGGAAGACGUAUCACUGUUGUCACUGGAUCGGGAAACAAUUCAAGAUGCGGUGCGAGAAUUAAACCGAAAGUAAUAUCGAUGCUCGAUAGCCAAAAUAUAUCUUAUGAAAUGCUUAAUGAUGGAUGUAUCCAAGUCAAAGUUUGA
This is a messenger RNA of Caenorhabditis remanei, 1953 nucleotides long. RefSeq lists its product as uncharacterized. Bases 1 to 1953 code for a protein of 650 amino acids. The record is from RefSeq and is a predicted model, not a curated record. The transcript has 10 exons. NCBI's taxonomy places the organism in Eukaryota, Metazoa, Nematoda, Chromadorea, Rhabditida, Rhabditidae.